Molecule: messenger RNA, 528 nt
Organism: Prunus armeniaca (apricot)
Lineage: Eukaryota; Viridiplantae; Streptophyta; Magnoliopsida; Rosales; Rosaceae
Source: the annotation of a GenBank genome assembly
AUGAUUGCCGUUGCUGGAUUCGAUACAUGGGUUUGGCAUGCCUUCUUCGGAGUUGCCGGAUCUCAAAAUGACCUCAACGUGCUGGGUCAAUCCCCGAUUUUCAAUGAUGUUUUGAGAGGUGAAGGCCCAAAUAUCACAUAUCAAAUCAACAAUACCGUCUUCCAGACUGGGUAUUAUCUAGCAGACGACAUCUACCCGAGGUGGACCACAUUUGUCAAAUCAAUUCCGAAUCCCUUAUCCCAGAAGCAAAGAUUAUUUGCUUCAUAUCAAGAAGGAUACAGAAAAGAUGUCGAAAGGUGUUUUGGCAUCCUUCAAGCUCGGUGGUUGAUUAUUCGAGGUGCGGCGCAUAUGUUUGAUGGGGAGGUGUUGAGGAGCAUUAUGAUGACUUGCAUCAUCCUCCAUAAUAUGAUUAUGGAGGAUGAGUAUGAUUACGAUGUUGCAGAGGUCUACGAACCGGAUACCAUGAACAUGACAUUGACACGAAUUUAUGAAAGGCCCAUGGGGCCAAGUGGAGAACCAUUGGAGUAG